Ooceraea biroi (clonal raider ant) is the source of this 1617-nucleotide messenger RNA. RefSeq lists its product as uncharacterized. Lineage: Eukaryota; Metazoa; Arthropoda; Insecta; Hymenoptera; Formicidae. Gene Ontology annotation, molecular function: zinc ion binding; nucleic acid binding. The record is from RefSeq and is a predicted model, not a curated record.
AUGUUGGAAUGGAUUGGGGAAUUGGAUGAACUGAGAGGACGGGCUAAAGGCUUACAGAAAAAAAUCAAUGGUGAUAUGAAGGAAUUACUUGCUAGAAUAAAAAUAGCGGCUAUUGAACUUACCCGUAAAAGUGUAGAGACCCAAGAGCGGCUGUCCAGUGAUGUCCGGGAGAAGGAGGUGGCGGCAAUGCGAACGGAGGCGACGAUCCUGAAAAAAGAAAACAAAGAGCUAGUUAAAACAAUUGAUAAAUUGCAUGAGACAAACAAAAAGUUGGCAGCGGAGAAUAAACAGAUUGGAGUGGAAUUGGUGAGAGAGCGAACAGGUAGGAUGGAUAGUAGAGAGGACAUGGGCAGAGAGGAUCGGAUCCACCGAAGGAUUUGGAAAAAAGGGUAUGCCUCCGUCGACGAAAGGAGAGACGGGGCGAUACGAAGGAAAGAUAUAGGUAUUCGAGAGCCUGAGAAGGUUAAAAAGAUAGUGAAGAUAAUGGAUUCGCGGAAAGAAAAAGACCGGAUGCUGACGGAACAAAUAGAAGAACUGAUUGCGAGAAGGAGAGAACUGCGAAGAGGUAAUAUAACGGAGGGCGAAUUGGAGGAGCAGGCCCCAUUGCCACAACGGAAGAGGAGUGUGAGGACGCGUGGAUGGGCAACACCGACACAGCAGACGGAGGAGGAAUCGACGGAUGGGGAGAGAAGUAUUCACUUCCCUCCCUUGAAGGAUUCAGGAGAAUGGACGACGAUAGAACGUAGAAGGAGGGGAGAAAGAAGGGUGACACAAGGAAAAGAAGUGCAGGGGAGCACAGGUUGGAUUCCAAAGAAGGAUGAGAUGAAGAGUACAACGAGAAGGCGGCCUCCAAAGGCAGAGGCAGUGUGGAUUGCUGGAAUCAAAGAUGGACCGACAGGACGAGAAAUCCUGAAACGAGCGAAAAAGGAGAUUUCGUUGGAAGAACUCGGGAUCGAUAAGCCUAGGACGCGGAAGACAUUGACGGGCGCGACAUUAUUAGAAAUAUCAGGAGAGGGUAGCAAGGAGAAGGCUGAUGCACUAGCUCAGAAGCUGAAAUAUGUUUUUAUGGACAGGAAAGUGAACGUGCGAAGAUUAGUGCAUCGGGCGGAAUUAAAAAUAGUAGGACUGGAUGAUGAUACUACAGAGGAGGACGUACAGAGAGCGAUAGUGAAAGUAGGGAAAGGAGAAAUGGAGGAUGUGAAAACGGGGAAGAUUCUGCGGACACGGUCUGGAAUUAGAAUAAUAUGGGUGACGUGUCCAAUGAAGGUAGCGGUGGAGGCGGCUAAGGAAGGACGAAUCCGGAUAGGAUGGACGCAAGCACGGAUUGAGCUGCAAGAAACACGACCGGUUCGCUGUUUCAAGUGCCUGGAAACGGGACAUGUGAGAGACGGAUGUACUAGCGCUGUGGACCGAACGGGAAUUUGUUUUAAGUGUGGAGAGAAGGGACAUAAAGUUUCGGAAUGUAGGAACAAGGCGCACUGCGUGGUUUGUAGUCAUAAAGGGUGGAAUGCAAAUCAUAGAUUAGGUGGUGUAUUUUGCGGGAAAGAGAGAAAGGAUAAGGAAAGUGGUGGAAUGGCUAGGAGGAUAGCAGCUACAGGCACCGAUUAUGAGAAUUAA